AUGGGGAACGGCGCCAAGGCUUACGCUGCGGUUGUUCUCAUCAGGCUCAUGUACUCGGGCAUGCAUGUCCUGAGCAAGGUCGCCCUAGACCAAGGCAUGAACCCCCUGGUGUUUAUGUUCUAUCGGCUAGCCAGUGCCACGCUUGUAUUGAUCCCCGCUGCUUUCGUGCUGGAGAGGCGAAAAGCUAAACUGGUGACGCUCAAAGUUGCAGGGAAGAUGUUCAUACAUGCCUUGUAUGGGGUGACAGCAUGUGGCGACCUAUUUAACCUUGGUCUCAGGUAUACGUCCGCGUCAUCAUCAUCGGCACUGUACAACGUUCAACCAGUGGUUACCUUCAUCCUCGCUGUAAUGUUUGGGAUGGAGUCCCUGAAACUGAAGAAAUUCCACGGUAAAGUGAAAAUUGCUGGCAUUCUUCUCUGCAUCGCCGGUGUCACGGUUCUGGCCUUGUACGAUGGGCCGAUGUUGGAAUCUUUCAACCAUCACCGGCUAUUUCAAGACGGCAGCAGCAGUUCCCCCGGAGGAGGUGCCCAAUAUUCCAAGAAACAAUGGGCUUUAGGAAUUUUCCUCAUGAUACUCUACAACGUUUUAGCAGGCUUAUGGACAGUGCUUCAGGGGCCACUGAUAGAGGAGACUUCCGAGCUGAUGAACACCACGGUGCAGAUCUCGUUUGCGUCGGUGCAGGCCUUCGUCGUGGCUGUUGCAUCCGAGAGAGAUUUCUCCAAGUGGAAGCUGGGCUGGGAUGUCAGCCUCGUCGCGAUAAUCUACAGCGGCGUGAUCGUCACCGCGCUUUCGUACUACAUGCAAUUUUGGACGAUCGCGAAGAGGGGGCCGGUGUUCCUCACCAUGUCUAUGCCGCUCACGAUGAUCUUCACGAUCAUCAUAUCCUCCUUCAUUCUCGGGGACGCGGUUAGCCUAGGGAGCAUCGUUGCCGGGGUGCUGCUCAUUGGAGGGCUGUACAAUGUUCUCUGGGGAAAAAACAUAGAGGAAAAAAAUGGCGCGAACAAGAUAUCUUCUGAAGAACCUAACCUAGAGCUGCAAGACAAGGAGGCUCAGGUGGCAACGAAGGCAAAGCGCCUGAGCAUGUUGUGGUACGAUCAUCGCAUGGCGCGCAAAGCACGAUAG
Molecule: messenger RNA, 1122 nt
Organism: Lolium rigidum
Lineage: Eukaryota; Viridiplantae; Streptophyta; Magnoliopsida; Poales; Poaceae
Product: WAT1-related protein At5g64700-like
Exons: 8
Coding region: 1-1122 (373 amino acids)
Cellular component (GO): plasma membrane
Molecular function (GO): transmembrane transporter activity
Source: RefSeq, a predicted model, not a curated record